This is a messenger RNA of Orycteropus afer afer, 510 nucleotides long. The record is from RefSeq and is a predicted model, not a curated record. NCBI's taxonomy places the organism in Eukaryota, Metazoa, Chordata, Mammalia, Tubulidentata, Orycteropodidae.
AUGGAAGCAGGAGGUUCCCACAGGGAGCUGACUGCCCAGCUUAACUGCCAUCGACCUCCAGGUCAUGCCAGGGGGCUGCGUCCCCACCGGAGGAAGCGGACCACUUUCAGCAGAGGGCAGCUGCUGGAGCUGGAAUGCGUGUUUGCAGCACUGCCCUAUCCCGACAUCAGCACCCGUGAGUGCUUGUCCCGGGUCACCCGUCUCCCUGAGGCCAAGAUCCAGAGCUCCUGUUCUCUCCCAGACACCCUCAAGCAGCCCUGGGAGCCUCGCCCACUGCACCAGCCUCUACCCUCCAACAGCACACCUCUGUGUCCACACUGCUCCUGUCCAGCUCCUAGUCGGGGUCCUGGACAGGGCUGGACAGGGGCUAAAGCUGCAGCCCCAUGGGGCCUAGCUGAAGCUUCAGGGGCCCACCCUUCUUUGGAGCAAGCUAUUCCUCAGACCCCCCUGGGCAGCCUGUCUGACCUCAUCUAUGCUUUGGCUGUUGUCACCAACCUGGACCUAAUCUAG